CUGGCCGUGGGACCGCGACAAUACGGACGGGGUGCUUCGGAGCGUCGAUAUGAUUGUGACGUUUCGUGACCCGAUGACAAGGCAGUCAGUAAGCAGUACCUAGGCGACAGCUCGACCCGUUCGUCUGUAUGCUCGAGACGACGACUUGGAGCUGUCGGAGCUUCGGAAGCCACAGGGACGCGACGCGGGCAUGGCGCUAGAGAGAGUUCGCGCCGGCGACGGGAUCAACCGUCGUGGACCUCCAAGCUCUUAUGGUUUCUUUUUGUCGAGAGUCGGGGCGGGCGGGAUUAAUUGUUGUGGGAGGCUUCACGCGUGGCCUGGUGCUUUGCGGCGGCGUCCGGAGAAGCUUCCGUUCCGUGCAUUGUGCGGAGGGGCUUCGGGGCUCGUCUCCACGGCCGGUCUUGUUGUUCGCUCGUCGAGCCGCGGACCGCGACGCAGAAAGAGCAGUUGCACAGUGACUGGCAGGCCGUUCCAACGUGUUUGCCACGAGUCUAUCGACGAUGCAAGAGCACGCCAACAACGCAGUCGGCCUGAUGGACCUCGUGGCUCCGGGUCGGCAGCCGGAACAACAGCUGUGUCUACGCUUUCGUACAUACUGCUAGAUAUGCGGACAGGUGGAAAAAGUCUCAGCUGUCGACAUAGCCAAGGCGGCUGGUCCGUCGUGGACCACGGGACGGCCUGGAAUCACGGCGGGCGGUGAUGGAUGGGAGAAGGGGGGUCGACGGGGCGAGCAGCGAGUGCCGAGAUCAUCGUCAUCUUGUCGGCGAGAUUUGCUGCAGGUGAGUUGAGACCCAGCUCGCCAGGUGACGGGCGAGACGCGGGCCUUGGACG
This is a messenger RNA of Microdochium trichocladiopsis, 831 nucleotides long. RefSeq lists its product as uncharacterized. The record is from RefSeq and is a predicted model, not a curated record. The transcript has a single exon. Bases 191 to 700 code for a protein of 169 amino acids. Lineage: Eukaryota; Fungi; Ascomycota; Sordariomycetes; Xylariales; Microdochiaceae.